UACCAAAUUUUGUACCCGCCACUUUGGCAACUUUCACCAACCAAAUUUAUUUGCGGAUACAUUUUAUAAAAACCCACUCACACAUUUGUAGAAUUUACAAAUUGCAAUACAGUUUCAUUCUCAAUCAAAGAUCCAAAUUAAGAUAAAAUGGCAAUUAUUUCUCCCGACCCUUCCAUGCAAGAUCUGAAGAUCACAUUCCAAGAGUCAACACUUGUGUUUCCCUCACAACAAACUCAGAAAAAAUCCUUAUUCUUGUCUAACAUAGACCAAUUCCUCAAUUUCAAUGUCCAAACAGCCCACUUCUUCAAGGCCAAUCCACAUUUCCCACCUGAAAUCGCUGCCAAACGGCUCAAAAUGGCUCUAGAAAAGGUCCUCGUGCCAUACGAUUUUAUGGCUGGAAGACUCAACUGGAACCACCACUUGGACCGCUUCAAGAUCGACUGCAAUGCAGCCGGAGCUGGCUUUGUGGUGGCUUCUUCCGAAUUCUCGCUGGAUGAGUUAGGGGAUUUGUUUCGCCCCAACCUAGGAUUCCGUCAGCUUGCUGUUGAAAAACUGCGUAAUUUGGACGACGAUAAGCAACCGCUUUGUGUUUUUCAGGUAACGGCGUUUAAGUGUGGUGGUUUUGCAAUCGGAGUGUCGUUAAAUCACAUGUUAUUCGACGGCUUGGCUGCAAUCAUGUUCCAGCAGAAUCUAGCAUCGCUAGCAUUUGAUGACGUGGAUAACAAACCCCUGGCGUUAAUCCCCUGCCACGACCGCCGCCUCCUCGCCGCCAGAUCGCCGCCGCUCGUCACGUUCCAACACCCCGAAUUUCUGAAGCUCGACCGCCGCCCCUUCCUCAGCCCUCCUCCGGUGAGCGACGACUCCGAAGAACAAUUGGACUUCAGACUCCUCAAAUUGAGCUCAAGAGACCUCAACUUUCUGAAAAUGAAGGCAAACGAAGCAGCAGCGGAAGAUGGUAAAUCAACUACCACCGCCAUAAAAGCCACGACCUUCAACGUGGCGGCGGCGCUCGUGUGGCGGUGCAGAGCUCUGUCGGCGCACGAUUUCGAUCACAACAAAGAUAGGGUUUCCACCAUCCUCUACGUCGUGGAUCUGAGAUCGAGGCUGAAUCCGCCGCUGCCGGCGGGAUACAGCGGCAACGCACUGCUGGUGGCGUACGCGUCGGCGAAGUGCGAAGACAUCGAGAAAUGGCCGUUUCGGAAGAUGGUGGAAAUGAUUUCGCAAGGGGUGACGAGAAUCAGCGACGAAUACGUGAAAUCUGUCACAGAUUUUCUGGAAAUCAACAAAGGGAUGAUCCCUCGUGGAGAUUGCAUAGUGAGUUCGUGGCUGAGAUUGGGGUACGAUCAGGUGGAAUUCCCAUGGGGUAAGCCCGUUUGCUGUACCCCUGUGGUCAACAAAUUAGAGCGUAUUUUUUGGAUUUUCCCUGACGUUGACUCUGACGGAGUUAACGUUUUAGUCCAACGGCCUGCCGCAGAGAUGGAGACAUUCCAAUUCCAUUUUCAUAACUUCUUUGCACAUAAUAAUAUAUAAUUUUGAUGAUUAAAUUUAAAACUUGUAUUAAUUAAUCAAAAAAAAAAAGUAAGUUACAGAAAACCCCAUAUGACACAAGAAUUCAAAUCAAAAGAGAAAAGU
This is a messenger RNA of Erythranthe guttata (spotted monkey flower), 1632 nucleotides long. RefSeq names its product acyltransferase GLAUCE. The record is from RefSeq and is a predicted model, not a curated record. Gene Ontology annotation, molecular function: acyltransferase activity, transferring groups other than amino-acyl groups. NCBI's taxonomy places the organism in Eukaryota, Viridiplantae, Streptophyta, Magnoliopsida, Lamiales, Phrymaceae.